GUCUUCUGCUCAAAGCAAAGCCUUCCUUACUGAAACUCAUCAUCCAUUCCCCCUUACCUUUUCAUCUUUUAACCACAUCCUCCAGGCAUCAUGUCUACCCCAGUCUCCCCAUCCCCAUCUCUCUCCCCAUUGACGUUGGCCUCCCCUACAUCUGCAACCUCCCCUGGUGCCUCCCCUUUGCCAUCGCCUCUCUCCCCUCCGCCCAGGGUGCCUGUGUUUCAAAGGAAGGGAGCGCUCAAACACAAAAGGAUUGUUGAGGUGAAAGACCACCAGUUUACAGCACGCUUCUUCAAACAGCCCACCUUCUGCAGUCACUGCACCGACUUCAUAUGGGGCAUCGGGAAACAGGGAUUCCAGUGUCAAGUUUGCAGUUUUGUGGUCCACAAAAGAUGUCACGAGUUUGUGACCUUCACGUGUCCCGGCUCUGUGACUGCCCCCAGACCAGAUGACCUGAAAAGUCGACACACAUUUAAGAUCCACACUUACUCCAGUCCCACAUUUUGUGACCACUGCGGCUCAUUGCUGUACGGCCUCAUACACCAGGGCAUGAAAUGUACCAGUUGUGACAUGAACGUCCAUCGGCGAUGUGAGACCAGCGUCCCCAGUCUAUGUGGCCAGGAUCACACAGAGAAGAGAGGAAGAAUCCAUCUGACCAUCAGAGGAGAAAAGGAGGACAUCUAUGUCACAGUUCGGGAGGCUCGGAACCUGAUGCCUAUGGAUCCAAAUGGCUUGUCAGACCCGUAUGUUAAAUUGAAAUUGAUUCCAGACCCAAAGAGCCACAGCAAACAGAAGACUAAGACCAUCCGCUCAACACUCAAUCCCGUCUGGAAUGAGAGUUUCACCUUCUCAGUGCGUGGCCACCAGUGGGACAGGCGUCUGUCUGUGGAGGUAUGGGACUGGGACCGGACGUCUAGGAACGAUUUCAUGGGGGCGCUGUCGUUUGGUGUGAGUGAGAUCUUCAGGCGUCCGAUCAGUGGUUGGUUCAAACUGCUGGCCCAAGAUGAGGGAGAGUACUACAACAUUCCUGUGCCAGACCCAGACCUGCAGGAGCCUCAGCCAGAUGCAACUACACCUUCUCUGCCUCAAGCAAUGCCUGUCCCUCUGUCUGAACCAUUCCCUGUGGCCCUGUCCCCGACCCCCGUCCCUUCCUGCAUCCCUGUCCACACCCCGGGCCCUGGCAAAGUUAAAAUGGGCAUCCACGAUUUCAACUUCCUCAUGGUUCUUGGAAAAGGCAGCUUUGGCAAGGUGCUGCUGGCAGAGGAGCGAGGCAGCGAGCGUCUGUUUGCCAUAAAAGUGCUGAAGAAAGAUGUUCUCUUCCAGGACGAGGACACGGAGAGCGCUCUAGUAGAGAGGAGGGUUCUUGCACUUCCCUCUCGUCCUCACUUCCUCACGUCCCUCUACUGCGCGUUCCAGACUGAGGACCGACUGUAUUAUGUGAUGGAAUAUGUCAACGGAGGAGACCUGAUGUUUCACAUUCAAAUAGUUGGGAAGUUCAAAGAGCCUCACGCAGCGUUUUAUGCUGCAGAGAUAGCAGUCGGCCUCUUCUUCCUCCACAGCAAAGGCAUCAUCUACAGGGAUCUAAAGCUGGAUAAUGUGCUGCUUGACAGCGAGGGCCACAUAAAGAUAGCAGACUUUGGGAUGUGCAGGGAGGGCAUGUUCGAGGGUGACACCACGCGUACCUUCUGCGGCACUCCUGACUACAUUGCCCCCGAGAUUGUGGCGUAUCAGCCAUAUAAUAAAGCAGUGGACUGGUGGUCUUAUGGAGUACUGAUGUACGAAAUGCUGGCAGGACAGCCACCAUUUGAUGGCAUUGACGAGGAGGAGCUGUUUCAGUCCAUCAUGGAGCAGAGCGUCUCAUACCCGAAAAAUCUCUCUCGGGAAGCUGUAGCUAUCUGCAAGGGACUCCUGACAAAGCACCCAGCCAAGCGCCUGGGUGGAGGAGAGGAUGCAGAGAGGGAGAUCAGGGAGCAUCCGUUCUUCCGCUGGAUAGACUGGGACCGUCUGGAAAGACUGGAAAUCCCACCACCCUUCAAACCCAGAACUGGUGGGAGGAAAGGUGAGAACUUUGACAAGUUCUUCACGGCCGCUCAAACAGCGCUCACUCCUUCAGACCCGGAUGUACUUGCAGCCAUCAACCAGGAAGACUUCCAAGGCUUCUCCUUCACCAACCCAGACUUUGCUCCGUCACCUCUCACCGCUGUUUGAAAAUGGCUCCCAAAUCUGCUCCAGCAACCGUUCCAAGUCUACCCAGUUUACCCUGUUAUCCUUCUGAUUGUAGUUUUAUAGCAGAGAAUUUGAACUUGAGAGCUAGCAAAGAGUAUUACACCUCUCAUAACCAAAUUCUGACGUUUACAUGAAAAUGCCAAGACACCUCGAUAUUCAGGCACUCUCUUUGAUGCAUGUCUAUUAGCUCACUCCUCACAGAAUGUGUAUCAACACUGCAAACAUAGUCGAUACUAUGGAUUGCCAUCUUAGACUUUUUUAUAAGACUUAACUUGAUCUAAAGGUACUGUAGUAUGAACAUGAUAAAAAAAAAAUCUCUAUGCAUGUAACUAGUUUUUAUAGUACUAGACUAUCCAAGAAAGAUGCUUUACUUUCCUUUACUUUAAACUAAGAUCAUCACAUGUUGUGCACACAUGUAAUUUACCAGUGAUAUUUUACCAGUCUGGUUUUCAUUCAUGCAGCUAUACAGACCACACAGUAUGUUAAAAACAGGCCAUCUUAUCAUUAUGAUGCCAAUUCCAGUUUAGCAUUGAGUAAUGCCCAUUACACCUACAAUGUGUCUUUUGAAUAUCUAUCUCACUCUAUUUUUUGUGACUGUCUUAGCUCUCUAUUCUGACAUUUGGACAGUAAAGCUAACUGAGCGGGUAGCCAUUUUUAGGCAUUUAUUUAUUUUAUAAGAGAGGCGUCCUGUGGAAGCGUUUAGUCAGACUCCUCUGGCCUGGCUUGACCUCUCGGAUUAACGUCACACCAGUGACUUCAGAUGACCCACUGAGAUGCUUAAACAAUGCAGUUAGCACAACGUGACAGUUAAUGCAGACCACAGCAUUGCUCCACCCAAACACCCACCCACUCAGGCUCACACUGUUUGGACUGUAACGUCACCGGAAGGAAGUCCGCACAUGACAGUUGCAUCAUUUUUUGAUUCUUGAGCACGCUAUGGAAUAUGGCCUAUCUGCAUUGCAACUACAGAUAUCCUAUUACUCCAAGUAAACGUUACAGUUUUAUGAAUAAAAGCCUCCAUUUAAUGUCUUUUCCCGACAAGAGGCUUAUUAGUUUGUACAGGUACAUAUACUUAUGAUUUUAAUGGUGUAGGCCGUAAAGCUUUUUGCUGCGUAAUGACGUGCUCACAGCAUUGAUUAGGAGUAAUUAAAAGUGAGGCGCACUGGGACUGUUCAAUACAUGGAAAAAUAACAGCAGUGCUGUCAUUAAGCCCUAUCUGAACGGAGCAGGUGGCUGCAAACAUACUGGGCAAAAAUCCCAUCCCUGUGCUCUUAUCUAAUGAACCAGCUGGUCAUUUUACACAUAAAUAUGGUUUAUUUUGUUAAAUGUAUCUCUAUGAUUUUUUUUUCUUCAUGUACAGUUUUGCGUUAAGUGCACAUCUGUUUGCCUGUUAUUUUAGAUAAGCUUGAGCUGAAGUCAAAUGUCACUGCACACAAUCUUUCAAUACAGUAAUUACAA
Molecule: messenger RNA, 3681 nt
Organism: Archocentrus centrarchus (flier cichlid)
Lineage: Eukaryota; Metazoa; Chordata; Actinopteri; Cichliformes; Cichlidae
Gene: prkcg
Product: protein kinase C, gamma
Exons: 16
Coding region: 91-2205 (704 amino acids)
Biological process (GO): protein phosphorylation
Molecular function (GO): zinc ion binding; diacylglycerol-dependent serine/threonine kinase activity; ATP binding
Source: RefSeq, a predicted model, not a curated record